This is a messenger RNA of Glossina fuscipes, 1611 nucleotides long. RefSeq names its product dolichyl-phosphate beta-glucosyltransferase (gene wol). Gene Ontology annotation, cellular component: endoplasmic reticulum membrane. Lineage: Eukaryota; Metazoa; Arthropoda; Insecta; Diptera; Glossinidae. The record is from RefSeq and is a predicted model, not a curated record. The transcript has 6 exons. Bases 138 to 1106 code for a protein of 322 amino acids.
AAAAUGUCACUCACUUAUUCUACAUUUAUUUACUGAAUGCUGUUUAAAAGAAUUCUCUAAAAAAUAAAUACGUGGCUCAUUUUAAAUAUUAUAAAAAGUUCGAGACAAGAAAUAAAACCAGGUUAAGUACCAGGAAUAUGUCUUUAUUGUGCAUAUUAUUUACGGGCUUAGCCAUUGUAAUAGCGUUUAUUUUAGUGCUCUUUGUAGUGCAAAGACUUGUAACCACUCCAUUACCAAUUAUAAAAAGGCAUAAAAAGGAACAACGUUACUUUGAUCCUGUCAUCGUCAGCGAUGCAGAAUUUCCAAGCAUAGAAGAGGAACCAUCCUUGGAUUUAAGUGUUAUUAUACCGGCCUUUAAUGAGGAGAAACGCCUGCCAAUUAUGCUCGAUGAAUGCUUGGAAUUUCUUGAGGAAAAAUCUGAAGAAAGUUCUUUUACAUACGAAGUAAUUGUCGUAAGUGACGGUAGUUCGGAUGGCACCAUUUCAGUGGCAUUACAAUACAGCGAACGUCACACGACUGACAAGUUUAGGGUGAUGGAAUUGAUUGAGAAUCGUGGCAAAGGUGGAGCGGUACGUAUGGGCAUGUUAAGUGCUCGUGGUCGUCAUUUACUUUUCGCUGACGCAGACGGUGCUACAAAGUUUUCAGAUUAUGGUAAACUGGAUGUCACUCUCAGAGAUAUAACAAAAAACUGGCAAGAAGAUGCUAUUGUGAUUGGUUCACGUGCUCACUUAGAGGAAGAAGCCAUAGCCUCUAGAAGUUUGUUUCGAACUUUUCUAAUGUAUGGUUUUCAUUUUCUGGUAUGGCUUUUUGCUGUUCGUUCAGUCAGAGACACUCAAUGCGGCUUUAAAUUACUUACUAGACCGGCAGCCCGAAAGUUAUUUAAUAUUUUACAUGUAGAAAGAUGGGCUUUCGAUGUUGAACUGUUAUACAUAGCGGAACGUUUGAAUAUACCUAUCCGGGAAGUUGCGGUGAAUUGGAAAGAAAUUGAAGGUUCCAAAUUGACUCCGUUCUGGUCUUGGUUGCAAAUGGGCGUCGAUUUGUUUUUGAUAUGGUUUCGCUACACCAUCGGUGCGUGGCGAGUUGACCUGAAACCACAUAGAAAUUGAAUCGCAGAGAAAAAGUGAAGAGCAUAUUUUAUCAUUGCUUAUUAUCUAAUAUUCUUUUUAAGUUUUCUUUGUAUCACUUAAGCCUAAAAUAAUUUUUUAAUCUCUUUUAUGAUUAUGUUUUUACUGUUUAAACGGAAUAGCUUUUACAAUUGAAAUAGCACAUUUUUGCAUUCGCAUUUAAUAGAAUUUAAAAAUGUAUAUUAAAGUAAAGACAAAAUAUUUUUUGAAAACUAAAAAAAUUAAGUGUGGUAGCAGCUUUCUUAAAGAAACAUAAGUGCAAAACGUAACAAAGGUUUCUGUAUUUUCACAGUUAGGAGUUUCUCUGUGUUUACUAUUAACCGCCAUAAAUCAAAAGUAUUUUCCUUAUGUGUUUCUCCGCUAUUAAUUUAAGUAAUAUUUAAAAUUUUUUUUAUACCCCUCUAUUCGUAAAAAGUCACUUAUUUUAGAUCACAUGCUUUUAACUAAGAAUUUGUUUACGUGCUUGUAAAAUAAAUACUUAUUUCAA